AAAAUUAAAUUUUUGUAAUCAUACUUACAUACUCAGUUCGGAAUGUUGAAAAUGGAAGUGUUUAAACGAGUUUUUAAUCCUUCAAGUAACUUUUAAAAAAUCGUACUCUUCUUUAAAAUCUCUUCCCAAAUUGUUAUGGGAGCAACUGGGACUGGCAAAUCAAGAUUGCCGAUUGAUCUUGCCAGCGGAUUUCGAGUAUCCGAAAUUAACUCGGAUAAAAUCCAAGUUCACGAAGGGCAUGCUGUUCUUGUUAACCAGUUUAAUCCGGAGAAAUAUGUUUUCAAUGGAUCAUUAAAAGACCCGGGUCCGACGUGGUUAAGAGACAAGUAUUAUUUUCCGGGUGUGGAUGUGUCGGUACUCGUUCUAGCCGAUUACUUAUGCAAGCGAGAAGAUUCCGUUCUCAUUCAGCUUAGAACUGAUGCUGGAGGCAUACAAGAGAUUGUUGAGCACAGUGUUACAGGACUUCCUCAUCUUCAGGGCCAUCCAAGAACACAUGUUGCUCAAAAUCUUCAAUAUUUGCUCAAAAAUCCAUCUGUAUUGGUUCCAUGCUUAGGUGCUCUUAACAUCUCACCAGUGCUGCCAAAGACCCCAGUUAAAAUUAAGGUAAGCCAUGAUCCGCUAGCCGGCUCUAGAGAUUAUCUUAUGGGAAACAGACCUCUACUAGUCCCGAUGCAGGAAAUAUUCAAUGCAAUGUUGAUGGAUCCAGCCCACCCGAAUGGUGUAUGGAUCAUUUCAAUUGGUUAUCCAGGUUCUGAGAUCAUUUAUAUUAGUGAAUUACAAGAACCGACAUCUUUGGAUGAUUGCUAUUGGGAGAUAUCAAAUCACUGGUGCACGCGUCAUGGGAUAUUCCCAACGAACCCCCAGUAUGCUGCUUCUACAGCUUGGCAGGGUUAUGGGGAUUACCCCUGGCCUGGCAGACUGACCAUAGAAUUUUUCUAUGACAUUGGGCUAGGUCAAGGCCAUGGUCUCUAUUUUUGCCCGCCAACCCACAGUCAAUGGUCGACAUUCAGGGGUGUCCUGAUUACUGAACCACGUGAGUUCGUGGGUUGGAGAAUGAUUGAAGAUAUUCCUCCAGGACUAGCUGUGCUUGAUCCUAUUGUUUACCUUCAGCAGAGAUUACUUCAAUCUAGUGCUGAUGGAGAGGUUUUUAAUUAAAGCAGGAAGAAUGAUUUACUCAUUAAUGCUAUUCAUGGCACAAAUCUCAAUUCCUCUUCCACUUUAUUUAGAAGGCAUUUGACGUUGUAGCUAUGGGGUAGAUAGUGUUUGGACAACCCCAUUUGUUAGAUGAAUGGUCCUUUUUUUUUUUUCAGUUAAAGAAUUUAGGAAAGGUGGUGUAACAUAAUGGACUCCCUGUCAAAGCAUUGGCGUAAUAGGCUCUUUUGAAAAGAUUUCUUCUUUCUCCUGCUUCAAGGAGCAAGUCUUGGACAAUUUGGCCAAAAUGAGCUUACUUUUUUUGACUUAAAAUUUUCAUUUUUUCAUUUCUAUUUUUCUAUAUUUGCAUUUA
This is a messenger RNA of Jatropha curcas, 1504 nucleotides long. NCBI's taxonomy places the organism in Eukaryota, Viridiplantae, Streptophyta, Magnoliopsida, Malpighiales, Euphorbiaceae. The record is from RefSeq and is a predicted model, not a curated record.